This is a messenger RNA of Oncorhynchus masou masou (cherry salmon), 3366 nucleotides long. Its product is annotated as mucin-12-like. The transcript has 8 exons. The record is from RefSeq and is a predicted model, not a curated record. Bases 1128 to 3227 code for a protein of 699 amino acids. Lineage: Eukaryota; Metazoa; Chordata; Actinopteri; Salmoniformes; Salmonidae.
UUAAUUUUGACCCUGGCAACCCUGCGUAGUAGGUUACUUUACCUGUGUGCAGGUAGCCAAUGUCGCAUCGGAAUAAGAGCUUUCGACUCAUUGUUUGCUUGAGUAGUUAGGAUAAAUCUAUGUGUUCGGAUUUAGACUAUAUGUAAGGUUGUCGUCCAUAAUUUAGUUUGUAAUUUGAAACCAUCCCGGAGCAUUCCAGAUGGAAUGAUAACUGGAACGUGUAUUUUCACUUUUACUUACUAGCAUACAGGACUGUCAAACUCGGACCGAAGGAAAUGGCAGGUAGCUUUUUUGGGAAAGUUAUACUGCUUUUGGUUUAUUUUCUCGGUGAGUAGCCUAAUUUGUCCUUGACAUAGUCAUUGUGCACUGUAUCCCGAGCGGGAGCCUUAUUAGCCAUACGUCUGUUCAGCCGCCCAGUCCGGUCCAUACGAUAAUUCGUCAUUCAGUGGUAAUUUACUAUGUUAUAGUGUAACUCUAAUCACACUGCUUUGAGUGUACAGAAAAUUGACUUCAUUUUGUAUAUUUUUUUUAUUGGAGAUUUAUUUAACUAGGCAAGCCAGUUAAAAAACAAAUUCUUAUUUUCAAUGACGGCCUAGGAACAGUGGGUUAACUGCCUGUUCAGGUGCAGAACGACAGAUUUGUACCUUGUCAGCUCGGGGGUUUGAACUUGCAACCUUGCUAGUCCAACGCUCUAACCACUAGGCUACCCUGCCGCCCAAAUUCUCAUAAUGGCGUUAUGGAAACAGGUUUUAUUGUCUAAAUUUGUAAACUCAUAUCUUGCUGCAAAAAAAUAGAAAUGUCUAAUUUUCAGGCCUUUUGGGCGGGUUUUGAGACAUCGUCUGAUUAGACUUUUGAUUUUGAGCCCUGGCAACCCUGCGUAGUAGGUUACUUUACCUGUGUGCAGGUAGCCAGUGUCGCAUCGGAAUAAGAGCUUUCGACUCAUUGUUUGCUUGAGUAGUUAGGAUAAAUCUAUGUGUUCGGAUUUAGACUAUAUGUAAAGUUGUCGUCCAUAAUUUAGUUUGUAAUUUGAAACCAUCCCGGAGCAUUCCAGAUGGAAUGAUAUCUGGAACGUGUACUUUCACUUUUACUUACUAGCAUAAAGGACGGUCAAACUCGGACCGAAGGAAAUGGCAGGUAGCUUUUUUGGGAAAGUUAUACUGCUUUUGGUUUAUUUUCUCGUGGAGGUGACAGGUGAACAGCAGUAUGGUGGCCUGGGAAGAGAGAUCACCCUGACCCCCAAGGUCUCAGGUCAGCCUGAGGACAUCCUGUGGAAACACAAUGGGAACAAGGUGGUGGAGUUUGAUAGGAGUCAGAAUGUUGAGUAUGGCAGGUAUAAAGGCAGGACCAUCCUGGACUGGGACUCUGGAGCGCUGACUAUCAAAGGUCUCACUGAUGCAGACAGUGGGCCCUAUGAGUUAGAGGCUGUCGUCAGGGGCAAGCUGCAGUACUCUCAACAUAAGGUGGGGGUUAUUGAUGAUGUGGCACAGCCCAGUGCAACCUGUGUGGUUGACACCACAACCCCAGAGAACAUGGACAGAACCCUGCUGUGCUCAGCUGACCUCCAGCCCCUGACCCAGUUCAUCUGGAGGAGUCCUGAGGGGUCAGAGAGUCCUGGACCUGAGCUGUUCAUACCUGGGGGGGAGAACCAGGAGUCUAUCUACACAUGUGUGGUGAAAAACCCUGUUAGUGAGAAAAGUGCAGAGUUCACCCUGAAGGACUGCUACACUGAGGAAGGCUCAUCCAGUGUCCUGAAUGUGGUCCUGCCCAUUGUCCUUCUCGUCUUAGUUGCUGUUCUGGCAUUUCUCUUGUGGUACUACUGGAGGAAAUGCAAGAAACCAGCUGAAGCUGCACUGACAAAAUCUGAAGAAGAGAAAGGACUGGUGGAAGAUACAAAUCAAGGAAACAAAGAUCCUGAGGAUGACCAUUCUGAGAACACUGGAAAUAUAACUUCUAUACCAAAAGGAAUGGUAAAAGAGCGGGUAGAGAUGAUAAACAAGCAGAAUGCUGAUCCAAAUAGGAAAUUGCAAACUGAACCAGCUGGAAUAAUUGUCUCUCCAACAAAAAUGACAGACACAGAGCAUGUACAGGACAAGCCCAACCCAGGCCAACAAGACCUAGUCACACCAGACCACACCCAGGCCCAACAAGACCUAGUCACAGCAGACCCCACCCCAGAGACAGCUCCAGGCCACACAGACUCAGCAGGCACAACAGAGACAGCUCCAGGCCACACAGACUCAGCAGGCACAACAGAGACCGCUCCAGGCCACACAGACUCAGCAGGCACAACAGAGACAGCUCCAGGCCACACAGACUCAGCAGGCACAACAGAGACAGCUCCAGGCCACACAGACUCAGCAGGCACAACAGAGACAGCUCCAGGCCACACAGACUCAGCAGGCACAACAGAGACAGCUCCAGGCCACACAGACUCAGCAGGCACAACAGAGACAGCUCCAGGCCACACAGACUCAGCAGGCACAACAGAGACAGCUCCAGGCCAAACAGACUCAGCAGGCACAACAGAGACAGCUCCAGGCCAAACAGACUCAGCAGGCACAACAGAGACAGCUCCAGGCCACACAGAUUCAGCAGGCACAACAGAGACCGCUCCAGGCCACACAGACUCAGCAGGCACAACAGAGACAGCUCCAGGCCACACAGACUCAGCAGGCACAACAGAGACAGCUCCAGGCCACACAGAUUCAGCAGGCACAACAGAGACCGCUCCAGGCCACACAGACUCAGCAGGCACAACAGAGACAGCUCCAGGCCACACAGACUCAGCAGGCACAACAGAGACAGCUCCAGGCCACACAGACUCAGCAGGCACAACAGAGACCGCUCCAGGCCACACAGACUCAGCAGGCACAACAGAGACAGCUCCAGGCCACACAGACUCAGCAGGCACAACAGAGACAGCUCCAGGCCACACAGACUCAGCAGGCACAACAGAGACAGCUCCAGGCCACACAGACUCAGCAGGCACAACAGAGACAGCUCCAGGCCAAACAGAAUCAGCAGGCACAACACCCAAAUUGAUUCCACUAAAUGCAGAAACAGAUAAACCCAACCAGGACAUAGGGCACAAGAAGGCCCUGCUUGACCUGAACAAACCAGGUCUUAAACAGGAGAAUGAACUAGACCAAGAAUCAGACAAGCCCCAAGAGGAGAUAACAAACCUGUACACGGGAGAUGGUAAACAUGAGAGCGACUCAGGUACCUAAUGAUGAAUGAUGAAUGAUGAAAAGCCAGAGAUAAAGAUCCAAGGAGAAGGACCGUACACAGCAGACCAUAAAGACAAUAGCCAAACAAAUCAACACACACAGGAGGACAACCAGGACAUCCAGUCAGGGGAACCAGCCA